Messenger RNA from Alternaria arborescens, 312 nucleotides. RefSeq lists its product as hypothetical. Lineage: Eukaryota; Fungi; Ascomycota; Dothideomycetes; Pleosporales; Pleosporaceae. Bases 1 to 312 code for a protein of 103 amino acids. The record is from RefSeq and is a predicted model, not a curated record. The transcript has a single exon.
AUGAGAUUCACCCCUAUCAUCGCAUCUCUUCUCGGUGCUGCCGUCACCAUCCAGGCUCUCGAGCAGCCCCAUCCUCUCGCAGAUGUCAGCGCGCAAGCCUGCGCUGUGCGCAACUACGGUUGCGAAAACGGCUAUUGCUGGAACGGGCAGUGUGGAAGCAAAGGAGAGUGGUGCUGGCUGGCCAAAAAUGGGGGUUCGGGUGGUUGGUUGACGUGUGGAAGCGAUGCGGCUUGUGCACCGAAUGUUGCCGUGGAUGCUGGGUGUGCUGACUGUAACGUCUAUCCUGCGGGCACCUGUGGGUGUUCAUGCUGA